This is a messenger RNA of Mesorhabditis spiculigera, 618 nucleotides long. NCBI's taxonomy places the organism in Eukaryota, Metazoa, Nematoda, Chromadorea, Rhabditida, Rhabditidae. The record is from the annotation of a GenBank genome assembly.
AUGCUUCGAGCGGCCGCCGCCGAGCGAAACCAGGGCCCGAUUGCUGAAGUACUGAAGCAAUACUUGAAGGGAAAGCUGAAAUUGCUCGAAAUCGCGUCCGGCACCGGCCAACAUCUCGCCCAUUUUGCUGAAGUAUUUCCGGAGGUGGACUUCCAGCCGUCGGAAUGUGAGCCCCGCUCGAUUCACUCGAUCGUCGCCUAUGUGGAUCAUUUGAAGUUGGCCAACUUUCGCGUCCCACUCUUCGUCGACGUGAGCAAGAAACCAGGGCAAUGGGCGCUACCCGACGAUUACGCGCCGCAGAAGGUUGACGUCGUCUACAGCGCCAACAUGAUUCACAUCAGCAGCAACGCGGCGGUCAGCGGGUUAUUUGAGGCAGCCGGAUACCUGCUAAAGCCCGACACCGGCCUGCUGAUCACCUACGGCCCUUAUGCAAAAGACGGCAAGAUCAGUCCACAAAGUAACAUCGACUUUGACGCCAGCUUGAAGGAGCGGAAUGCCGAAUGGGGGCUGCGAGAUAUCAGCUAUUUGAAAAAGGUCGCCGCUGACAAUGGGUUGCAGUUCGAGCACAUGCACGACAUGCCGGCCAACAACAAUAUUUUGGUAUUCAGGAAAAUUAGG